This is a messenger RNA of Bemisia tabaci, 1381 nucleotides long. NCBI's taxonomy places the organism in Eukaryota, Metazoa, Arthropoda, Insecta, Hemiptera, Aleyrodidae. The record is from RefSeq and is a predicted model, not a curated record.
AAAACAUUUUAAAAAUAAGGUCAUACUCUGUGACACUUGUGACAGUCGGUAGAGUAUUAAGCUUACAAGCACAACAGAGUGGUUUUUAAAUGUUUCCAAAGCGCCAAAUACCCUAAAAUAACAGUAAUGAAGAGUUUCAGUGAGUUGACGGUUUCCUUGACAUGGUGUGUGGUGUUGAUAUCUGUUGCCAGUGCAUUUUUCAACACAGAAUCGGUUAAAAUAAAGCAGUUUCACAAAUUCAUGGUUACCUACCUUGAGCCUUAUAAGAACACCGUCGAACAAGUCAGAAGUUUCGAUACUCUCAAAAGGAACCUUGAAGUUAUAGAAAAGUCAAACGACGAUAAGCGAACCGAGGAGUCCCAUCGGCAGGUGCUCCGGUCGAUUAAUGACAGCAAGGAGUUCGAGGCAUUUGAGAUGAGAGGAGGAGGCCCCGUAAAACCGGGUCAAGCCCGAGAGGUCCCUGUGUUACUCAAUCGCCGCUUGCCUACACCCUCUGACUCUGAAACAAGCAACAGUCGCCAGUUCAGUUGGGUCUACAGGAAUCCGUAUUACCCCGAAGCGGGAAAUCAGCUUGGGUGCGGGGUUUGCGGUGCGUUUGCUGUAGUGGGGGCCAUGGAGAUUAUGUACUCUCACGCGGAAAAAGAAGCAAUCCAUCUUUCCAAACAACAGCUCGUAGACUGUGACGACCGUGUUAACUGCGACGACGAGGGAGUAAAGUUACGCCCGGUGUUUCAAUACCUCAAGAGAAAUUACCUUGCAACGGAGGACAAGUAUCCUUACAGGGGCACCCAAGGAGAUCAGGACUGCAACCAAAGGGCUGUCAAAGCUGGAGUUGCAAGAAUUCUGGGGUACAGAAGAGUCAGAGGUGAGGAAGAGAUAAGAGAAGCUCUCAGAGAUGGUCCACUGCCCGCUAGUGUAAUCGGAAGUUAUUUGGAGGGCUAUGAAGAUGGUAUCAUUACGAACUGUCCAAAUACGGCGACGGAUCAUCACGUUACCAUCGUUGGAUACGGAGUCGGCUACGUAGAUGGUGAGGAAACUCCUUUUUACAUGAUAAGGAAUAGCUGGGGAACUGGUUAUGGCUUAGGGGGUCAUGCAAAAAUAAAACGAGGCACGUGCAACAUCGAGAACACAGCCUAUUCAAUUACAAUCGAACGGAGGACAAGGGGAGGAUUUUCCUGCUUCGGAGGACAGUGUUAGUGUGGACAGACUGAACGAUUGCGAAUGCAUUAUAUCGGUUUUUUCCGACUCAUCAUGGUUAAAUAACGGUGGUUAAUACGGAGCCGUGUGAUUUCAAUGAUUAAUGAUUGGUUUACUAUACUCGCUUGAAGAAUACAACGAAAAUACAAGAGCAGUUGUAGUGCAAUAAAAUUGGCAAGACUGA